AUGGAGAACAGCCCCAGCGCUUCGAAGCGUCAGCCAGAAAAGUCCCCCGAUCCGGUGAGCAAUUCAUUUUCCUCAGACAACUACAACCACGCUGGAGCGACCACCUCGCCCGCAUGGGCGAGCGGACCCAGAUGACUCUUCUAUGGAGGUUUCGUGACGAGUUAACGCCGACAAGGAAGUCAAAUCCGGCGCCGCAAGGAUACUCUGAAAACCUCCCUGAAGUGCCCGCAGAUCAACCCGGCAAACUGGAAAGACCUCGCCCGGCACCGACCUACGUGGAGGAGAACAGUGAAGACCAACGCAGUAAUCUUCGAACCCAACCACAUCACCGCCAUCAAGGCCAAACGCGAGACAAGCAAAUUUCAACUGCCGCCGACGCCUCACAGCGCCAACGCCCAACCGCCUUCAACGUGUCCACGGUUUCAACGGACAUUCCGGGUGCCAAAUGGACUUGUUGGACACCUCCGGACCAACUACAGCAUCCGGACUGCGCCAACCGUCGUCUCUCCGUUCACCUCUCCCUCGCCUCCCACGCUGUCAGCCAACAUUUGCCGCCCUCCCGAACCACCACUACCAUCCUCCUCCACCUCUUCCACCACCACCGCCCCAAUGUCUGCCGCUGUAUCGUCUGCCAUGCCCAUCAACACUACACACAAUCCUGACACACCAACAAACACCAACACUGCCACCGCCGUCAACACCAGUGACGAGGACCGGGUCUAUACCUGUCCUCAUUGUGAUCACACCUUCACCUCACACAUCGGCCUGGUCGGUCACUUGCGUAUCCAUCGCGCAGAGACUGGCGAACCAGUGCCUGGAGCACCAACCUACACCCGCCUCCACUGUCCACACUGCCCUCGCACAUUCAUGCACCACGUGGGCCUAUUCGGCCACAUGCAUAUCCACAACAGCGGAACUGAUCGCAGUCCCGACACACCUGUCACAUCAGCACACCCUCCAUGCCUAGCCCCUCCCACACCCCGCCGCCCAACGCGCUCAUCACCACCAUCUCCAUCACCGAAGUUCAUACUGACGCCGCCGACUUCUCAUGUCCACACUGUCCCCGUACGCUUCGGCCUGGUCGGUCACAUGCGAAUCCAUUGCACAGAGACUGGCGAACCAGUGCCUGAAGUAUCAACCUGCACUCGCCGCAUCCGUCUCCACUGUCCACAUUGCACUCGCACAUUUAUUCACCUCAUGGGUCAAGUAGGCCACAUGCGCGUCCACAAAACCUGCGGUAGACAACCGCCGACUGAACCACACCAUCACAUCCUCCAUUACCAGCAUCUCACUGCACAUCAACAUCACCCACCGGAAGCAUGCGGCUCCCCUGCUGCAUGUGUGAUCGGAGUCUGA
Molecule: messenger RNA, 1356 nt
Organism: Spirometra erinaceieuropaei
Lineage: Eukaryota; Metazoa; Platyhelminthes; Cestoda; Diphyllobothriidea; Diphyllobothriidae
Source: the annotation of a GenBank genome assembly